AUGAACAUCAGGGAAGCGACGAUCGACGACCUGCUGGGCAUGCAGAACUGCAACCUGCACAACCUGCCCGAAAACUACACGCUCCGAUACUACCUCUACCAUGCGCUCACAUGGCCCCAGCUCUCGUACGUCGCCGAAGACGAGAAGCACAGGGUCGUCGGAUACAUCCUCGGCAAGAUGGAGGAGGAGCCCGCCGACGGCAUCCCGCACGGUCACGUCACCAGCAUCAGCGUCCUCCGCUCCUACCGCCGUCUCGGCCUCGCAAACAAGCUCAUGAAGCAGAGUCAGGAGGCCAUGCGCGACGUCUUUGGCGCCAAGUUUGUCUCGCUCCAUGUGCGACAGACCAACCGCGCCGCAAUCGGCCUUUACCGCGAUACGCUGGGCUUCGAGGUGCACGGCGUCGAAAAGGGCUACUACGCCGACGGAGAAGAUGCGCUCCACAUGCGUCUCAACUUUUGA
Molecule: messenger RNA, 459 nt
Organism: Moesziomyces antarcticus
Lineage: Eukaryota; Fungi; Basidiomycota; Ustilaginomycetes; Ustilaginales; Ustilaginaceae
Product: ard1 family protein
Exons: 3
Coding region: 1-459 (152 amino acids)
Biological process (GO): N-terminal peptidyl-glutamic acid acetylation
Cellular component (GO): NatA complex
Molecular function (GO): protein-N-terminal-glutamate acetyltransferase activity; protein N-terminal-serine acetyltransferase activity
Source: RefSeq, a predicted model, not a curated record